Dunckerocampus dactyliophorus (ringed pipefish) is the source of this 4523-nucleotide messenger RNA. RefSeq names its product peroxisomal membrane protein 4 (gene pxmp4). Bases 71 to 715 code for a protein of 214 amino acids. The transcript has 5 exons. NCBI's taxonomy places the organism in Eukaryota, Metazoa, Chordata, Actinopteri, Syngnathiformes, Syngnathidae. The record is from RefSeq and is a predicted model, not a curated record. Gene Ontology annotation, cellular component: peroxisomal membrane.
UUUUGCGGUGGUACACAUUGCCAGGACGCGAAAGUGCAAUCAGAAUUUGUGUCCCCCAUUGCCCAAAGUCAUGGCGGUUUCAGAGCUGUUAAAAACUUUUCUUUAUACCGUCAACAACCUGCUACAACAAGAGAAAUACAAAGCGGCCUUGGCAAUUCUCAAAGGCUUCCGAAAUGGCGCCGUUUACGGAGCCAAAAUCAGAGCACCACAUGCUUUUGUGAUGACUUUUCUAUUCCGGAGUGGAAGUUUGGCGGAUAAACUCAAAGCCAUUUUGAAGGCGACGUACACACACUCCCGCAACCUGGCGUACUUUGUGUUCACAUACAAAGGGCUGCAGGCCUUGCAGGAGAAGAUCCAGGGGAAGAGUUUGCAAUCGCACGCCUUUCUGGCCGCCUGUGUCGGAGGAUGGUUGGUGUUUGGUGAUAACAACAAUAUCAACAGUCAGAUCAACAUGUACUUGCUGUCCAGGAUUCUGUUCGCCUUGUCCCGGCUGGCCGUGGAGAAAGGAGUGGUACCCCGUCCAAAACAUGACCCCUUCCCGCUGUUUGCCACACUGGUGUGGGGCGUGGUCUUAUGGCUCUUUGAGUAUCACCCGCAUACACUCCAACCCUCGCUGCAGUCAUCCAUGAACUACCUCUACCAUGACAGCAACGUGUGGCACGACAUCUCUGACUUCCUCAUUUAUAACAAGCCUAGGACUUCUGCUGGCAAAUGAAGCCCAUUUUUACUUCCUUUAUGGACCGGUCCUCUGGAAUAAGCAGUAGACUGGACCAUUAAUGUGUGCCAGGAGACAGUGGGGUUUCUUCUGAUAUCCCAUAUUCCCAUAAGAAAUAAUUGGAAUAGAUUUAAUGAAAUCCGGGGGUCAAACUUUUGCCAUCAUUAAACUUUUAAGUACUGUACAUGUAAUGUUUUAAGGAACAUUUUAGCUUAUUUAAUUAUGUAAGUGGAAAAAUAAGUUGUAAGUAACUGUAAUAGUAAUACUUAGAAAUAUAUAAAAUGUGACACAAGCUUUACAGUUUGAGUACUUUUUUUUAAAUUAAUCUUCUUAGGCUCAUCACUGUCGUUUUUUUAUUGUAAUUAUUAUGACCUGUGUAUAAUCCUAAAAAGCCAAAGACAAACAAAAAUGACAAAACAACAACAAAACAAUUUUAUUGGCCAAGAUCAGGUCAUCUUGUCACAUUUGAGUUCUGCUUUGUUUUUUUUUAAAUUUUUUACUUUUAACCCAGUUUUAUGUUUUACUUUUAAACCAUAUUUUAUGUGGAAUUUUAGCUCAAAUUCCCGGGGGUUUGACUCCUGACCCAUUUCAGCUCCAAGUUGGCUGAUUUUCAAUUCCUAGUUUCAAAGCAAAAUUUUCCAUUGUAAAUAAUAUAAAGUAAUAAUAAUAAUAUAUGUGAAUUCAUUUGUUUCAGCCUCAAACUGGUAUUCUUCUUUGGAUGCUCACUGAGCUGAAGUCUCACAAGAUGUGCUGAAAUCUCACAUAUGGUGAUAAUGUGAACGCCAAAUUUUGACUGACUUUUAAGGGAGAUUUUUCUAGAUUUAGUUUCAAAACCCAAUUUUAGAACAUAUUUUCCAUUGAAUUUGGACUCCUGAGCCAUUGGAGCGCCAAGUUGGUUGACAUUAAAUCUCACACUUGAUGAUGGAAGUUUUGUUUAACCUUUAAACAUAUUUUUCCAGUAAAGUUUGUUCACACUCCAAAUUUGGAAUUCCUUGGAAUUUUUGUUCAAAUUUACAGUGGUUUGACUCCUGAUCCAUUUGAGCUCCAAGUUGGUUGACUUUUAGUUGUCCUCAUUUUAAAACAAAAUUUCCCAAUGUAAAUCAUGUAAAGUGAGUGAAUUUGUUCCAGGCUCAAACUGGUAUUCUUCUGUGGAUGCUCACUGAGCUUAAAUUUCCCAAGUUUUGCUGAAAUCUCACACUUGAUGGUGUGAACUCCAAGUUUUGUUUGACUUUUGAGACAUUUUUCUAGUAAAGUUUGUUCACACUCCAAAUUUUAGAUAUCUCCCUUGGAAUUUUUGCUCAAAUUUCCAGUGGUGUGACUCCUGAGCCAUUUGAGCUCCAAGUUGGUUGACUUUCAAGAUGUCCUCAUUUUUAAAUUAAAUUUCUCAUUGUAAAUAAGGUAACGUGAAUUUAUUAGUUCCAGGCUCAAACUGGUGUUUGUUUGGAUGAUCACUGAGCUUAUAUCUCCCAAGAUUUGCUGAAAUCUCACACUCGAUGAUGGUUUGAACUCCAAAGUUUUGUUUGACUUUUAAGGCAUAUUUUUCCAGAAUUUCUUCAAACUUUCAAUUUUCCUUGGAAGUUUUGCUCAAAUCCACAGUGUUUUUACUCCUGAGCCAUUUCAGCGUAAAGUUUGUUGCUUUCAAGUUUCACAACAAAAUUUCCCAUUUGCAAAUGGAUAGUGAAUUUAUUUGUUCCAGGCUCAAACAGGUAUUCUUUGGACGCUCAAUGAACUGAAGUCUACCAAGAUGUGCUGAAAAGGAUUUGGCUGGAUGAACAGCUUUGCUCAAGAUGUAGUGAAUGAAGCUUAAGCGAAGCAAGCGAUGGACGUGGACAUCAAUAAACAUUCAACUCAGCAUCUGACCAUGGAGGUGGCCGUCGGGACCGGGAGCGCAGGUGACACUUUAUAAAACUGAUAUUUUAAUCAAAGCACCUGGCUGAUGUUUGUCACUGCCUUAUAAGGCACAGAAUGAGUUUUCUGGUAUUUCAGUUACAGUAAUUUGCCUCUUCAUUUUAUUUUAUUUUUUUAAAAAUAAAUCUGUAUAUCUAUCCUUAGGCCCGCAGCGCUCAAUCAGAGGCUGGAGGCUGUGAAAGUUGUACAGUCUGUUUGCAAGUUCAUGUUUUUAUCAAGGUGUGGGAAAUAUUUCCUUUUUGUUCUUCAUGUUGUUUCCUAAAACUGCGUGUUUUGAGUAAAUACAUAUUUUUUUAUUGCAUGUUAUGUUUGAUAUUUAGUUUGCGAUUUGUUUACAAAUUUUUGUAUGUAUUGCUGUUUGAGUUAAUUGUGCUCAGGCCACACCCACCACUUAUUCUAAUGCAUAAUUUGCUUUUUUUAAUCCCUGCAUUGUUUUUAUAGUAUUCUUAAUUGCUUAUUGUAAUAAAUUCACUGUUUGAUUUUUAAUCUCUGGUUUCCCUACUGCUCACCCCUGGGUUUCGAACCUCUUCAAAUUGGGUUCUAGUCCUUUUACUAGGUGGUGCUGUAGGCAGGACUUUAACUAUUCCCACUAUGGCCACAAAGUUUCAGAUGACAGUAUUUGUUUACUGAAAAGUCUGUCAUCUCCAGUGUAUUGUUGCUUGUUUCACAUAGGAUCUUUAUUAAAAAUGACAUGUUAUAAUUGUGGGGGAAACCGUUCAACUGAGGUGGUCUGUGACAACUUGAAAAUAUGUUAUGUGGUUCUGUGGUUCUUUUAUCCGUUUUUAUGUAAAAAAAUUAUUCAUUUGGGGAACAAAAUGUGUAAAAUUUGCUUAAGUGUAUUUAUGACUAAUUAUUCAACCACAAAGCAGUGAUGUUUUAUGAAUUCAUAGAUUUUUGAGAAAAAUAGAGUGAAGCCACGAAAUUCAAAGUACAGAGUGGCGAGGAAUUCAGGCACGGAUUUAGAGGGGGGUGUUACCUGAUAUGCAUAGGGACAUGCAUCUGAAUUGUGGGCGCGUGGUGGACGCAUAUGCCAGAAUGCAACCGAGACGUAUGCUAUUCCUGAACCCACUGUCAGGCUGAUAAUUUACAUUGGACAUUGAACGUGUGCUGGACAUGGCUAUUCAGGUGGAGGUGCAAAAUAAAGGUUCUGGCAUCAUGACUAUAAGGAAAACUGUUCUCUAUUUUUAUUUUAUUGUCAAUGAAAAUUAACCAGAAAAGCGAUCCCCAGUGACAUUAAAUUAUACUCAAAUCCUCAUUUACAGCUGCUUCAAAUUGGAAAAUAUUUCAGGAAAUUAAGCUAAAAUGGGUUUCUCCUAGCACCGGUAAUUUUAUAAAUAGAAUGUCUUGGCUUAAACGAUAUAUUCCAAGGAUAAAAAUAACAACAAACUCUUGAAAUUAAGGACAUAAAAUUGGCCUCAAAUAUCACCAGAUUGUAGGAAAUGAGGUCUAAUUUUAAAAAAAUUUCUGGGGGAGGGUCCCCAGACCGCCUGCUCCAUUUCCAACCACACCCCCCCUUUUCAAAAAAGCUGGAUCCGCCCCUGGAAUUACUGUACAAGAGUACUUCCUUUAAAGAAGGUUUGACCCAAGACCCAGGCUCGCCACAGUUGUAUUAUAAUGCUGACAUUGUAUGCUUUAUUAUCACAUAUUUGUAAAUAACUACCAAAUUAGGGUAAAUGAUUUGGGCUUUCUGCCAAAAAAUGAUCUCUUUUUGUAAAUUAAAAGCAUAAACGGGCUGGUAUUCUUACAAAAUAAUUAAAAAAAAAGUUUUGAUCAAAGAUCUGCAAAUUUGUGGUGUUGCCAAUAUGCGGAGAUCUGCUGUAUAUUUAUAUAGUGUAUAUUGUGUGGGAAUCCCACACAAUAUAGCUUUGAGCUAAUUCGGUUCUCUGGGUUAUUAGUUGAA